GAUGCCUCGUGGAAAGCUGAUUGUGUUUGAAGGUCUUGACAGAUCAGGGAAGUCCACACAAUGUGAGAGACUGGUAUCGUAUCUUUCCGAGAAAGGCUUGCCAGUCAAACAUCGGCGGUUUCCUGGUACGUGGUUCAGAUCGCUUAUUGCACUCGAGGAAAGGCUCAUCUCUUCAACAGAUAGAACAACCCCAAUCGGUCAAAUGAUCAACAACUAUCUGCAAGGUCAGAGUGAACAAGAAGAUCAUGUCAUUCAUCUGCUCUUCUCUGCAAACAGAUGGGAAGCAGUCGCAUCGAUAGAAGCAGACAUCAAUGCUGGAACCACUGUUGUCAUCGACAGAUACUAUUAUUCUGGGUGUGUCUAUUCUGCAGCGAAGAACAAUCCCAGCCUCGAUCUCGCUUGGUGCCGUCAUCCUGAAGAAGGUCUUCCUCGACCCGAUCUGUGUCUAUUUCUCGACAUCUCUGCAGAGGAUGCAGCAAAGCGAGGGGGUUGGGGCGAAGAACGAUACGAGAAGAAGGAGCUCCAAGAUCGAGUUCGCCAGCUCUUUGCUGACAUACGAGCCACGGACGAUGGUUCUGACUUCGUAACCAUAAACGCUGGCCAAAGUCUUGAGGAUGUCGAAAGCGCAAUUCGCCAUCAUGCCGAAACUUGUAUCAGCAUGACAGAUGGUUCAAGUCCUCUGCGACGCAUUCAGCCUUGG
Messenger RNA from Aureobasidium musti, 700 nucleotides. The record is from the annotation of a GenBank genome assembly. NCBI's taxonomy places the organism in Eukaryota, Fungi, Ascomycota, Dothideomycetes, Dothideales, Saccotheciaceae.